AUGACGGAUCUGAUCCUAGACAUGCCAAGAAAGUGGCAACUAUAUGACAGGGUUAGAGGAGUUGCUCUCUCUAAAGAUAGGUUUCAGUUUAUCUUCAAGUAUGAACAUGACUUGAUAGAUAUUUUGAACAGAGGAGUUCACACUUCUAACCAGUGGUCGCUAGCGAUGGAAAGAUGGGUCGAGAGACCUCCGCCUGAUUACUUGCAGUUCAUUGAGGUCUGGGUCCAAAUGAGGAACAUACCGGUUAACCACUAUACGGAGGUGGCGCUUACUGACCUUGCAGAGUUUGCUGGUCAAGUCAUCGAAGUUGCUUUUGAUCCAAACAAACCGCAGACCAAAGAUUAUAUAAGAGCUAAAGUCAGGUUUGAUGUCUCCAAGCCUCUUAGACGGUUUAAAACUGUUAAUGUUCCUAGUGGGGAGAGUUCCUGUCAUAUCUUCCAAGCUGACAAGGCUGCUGUUGUGCUCAAAGAAAAAGGAUCAGUCUGUCUUCAGAAGCCUUUGAUGGAGAAAAUUAUUAAAGAGGAUGAUCCUCUUUUUGGAGUGGUUAUGGAAUCUCAAGUUGGUAUUAAUCCUCAGAAUGGGAAGCCAAAAAUUGCGGAGGAAGUGUUAGAAGGAAUGAGACAGUACUUGGUGGAUGCUGAAGGAGCUGAGAAAAUGGCAAGAAAAGAAAGAAUCAAGUGGUCCUUAAAAGAAGUAGAGCAGGAUCCGAUCGCUCAGAAAACCUUUCUCAGGCUUGAACCGAGGCAAAAAGAACUCCCAAAAGAUGUGAUUUCUCAUGGAGGAAGCAAGCUUAUGGCAUCUGCCAUUAGAGCUGGUAAUGCGAUGUCUUUGGAACCUAGAAACAUGGGGAUGAUGUCUGAUGCUGCUGCCUUUUCUGAUUCUGCUACUGGUAGUUGGAAUCCUAGAGGUCCUACGGGUUAUAACAUUGGCAUCUCUGAUGUUUGUUCUUCCGGGACCAAAGGGGGGAAAACUUACCAGAGGAGGAGGUCGGGUUCUUUUGUCAGAAAGGCUAGGGGAAAAUCUUUUAAGGCUGAAGCUUCUAGAGAAGGGAAGAUGAAAGAUAAAGCUCCAGCCGUUGCAGAGAAAAGGAAAAGUUCGAAUGAUGUGGAGACAUCUCAAUACUCACCAAGGUCUAAGAAACCAGCGGUGGUCCCAAAUGAGGGACCACCCAAUCUCUGA
Brassica napus (rape) is the source of this 1179-nucleotide messenger RNA. RefSeq lists its product as uncharacterized. The record is from RefSeq and is a predicted model, not a curated record. Bases 1 to 1179 code for a protein of 392 amino acids. The transcript has 3 exons. NCBI's taxonomy places the organism in Eukaryota, Viridiplantae, Streptophyta, Magnoliopsida, Brassicales, Brassicaceae.